AUGUCAAUGUCAUAAACCUUGUGUAAUUUUUCUGUUACGAACCCUUCUCAGAUUAUGAACCAUCCUUUAAACACAUCAAAAUCAAAAUACUAAUAUUCUUUCAGCAAAUCAAACCGUUUUGACAAAAAUAAGUCUUACUGCUCUGAGGCAUAUUACAACUAAAAAGAUCAAAAAGAGAAAAGAUCAGCGGCAUUUGGAUAUGGAACUAAAUAUGAUUUUACAAAGACACAAGUCUACUCUCCCUCUCCAGAUUCAUAUGAAACGAAAUCAGCUUUUGAAAAGUAAAGGUCUUCUUAAAGAGGAAAAUCAUUUGGUCUUUCACGUGAUAAUAUGAAAGAAUUUAGCUAUAUCACCUAAGGUCCUCUAAAAAAUCCUGGCCCUGGUAACUAUCAACACCCAGAGACUCUUAGAACUGAAGGCUUUUCUAUGAGACCAAAGACAACUAAUUUAUAUAAUCCCGUUUUCCUUGAUGGAAAAUAAUCAUACCAAACUAAUCCUGGUCCUGGAAGUUACGUACAUAAAGACACUAUCACCAAAUUAGGUAGAUAGACUGUAUCUAAUUUUAGAAGCUCUGGUGCAACAACCUUUAAUCCUCCUACCUCAAAAAGAUUUGGUCCAAUAAAAUCUGCUGCACCUGGACCUGGUACCUACUAACCUAAAAAUGACUUAAACUCUAGUGGACAAUAUGUAUUAAGUUACAAUAGAGGAGAUGGAACAAGAGCAUUUUCUAAUUAAGUAAGAAGAUCAUUUACAGAUAUCUAAGCAAAUAAAUCAUUCAGUAUUGAAAAAUAUUCAUUUUUGUAUUAUAAUUUUGAUUAAACCAAUAUUAUAUAAAAAUAGCACCUGGACCAGGCAACUAUAGAAUUCCAAGUGAUUUUGGUAAUUACGACCACAUAAAUUUAUAUAAAACUAGUUCUGAUUUUAACAGCACCAAAAGAUCAUUUAGCAAGCAUAAUACUUCUAACUUAUACUGAAACUGACAAAUAAACUAACAAAAAUAAAUAGAUAAAUAAAUAAAUUGAAACAUACUUAAUAACUAUGAUAAAUUAAUACAUAAAUGAAUAAAUAAUAAUUUCAAAUACUCAUGUAAUUACUAUAUAAAAAAGAUCUUUGUUAAUAUAAAAUAAAUAAAUCAACCAUUCAAAUUAACACAUCUAAAUAUUCUAUUCUCUAUUAAAUAUGAAUCAUACACAAGUUAUAUUAAUUGAAUUUAACAAUCUUUUUCAAUGA
This is a messenger RNA of Tetrahymena thermophila SB210, 1230 nucleotides long. Its product is annotated as sperm-tail PG-rich repeat protein. Lineage: Eukaryota; Ciliophora; Oligohymenophorea; Hymenostomatida; Tetrahymenidae. The record is from RefSeq and is a predicted model, not a curated record. The transcript has 5 exons.